Molecule: messenger RNA, 1968 nt
Organism: Lottia gigantea (owl limpet)
Lineage: Eukaryota; Metazoa; Mollusca; Gastropoda; Lottiidae
Exons: 1
Coding region: 1-1968 (655 amino acids)
Molecular function (GO): protein binding
Source: RefSeq, a predicted model, not a curated record
AUGGAGGUUGAAUAUUCAUACAACAUAGAUCUGUCUAAUAAUGGAGAAUAUAAUAACCAACUUCUCAAAAGUUUGGUACAAUUUAGAAAGGAUGGCACAUUUUGUGAUGUUCGUUUAAUGGUCAAUGGUGCAUGUGUAAAUGCUCAUAGAAAUGUAUUGGCAGCAAGAAGUUCAUAUUUUGAAGCCAUGUUUUCUGGAAAUUUCCAGGAAAAUGUUGUUGAUGGAGUAGCUGUGAUUGAUUUGAGUAAUGUUGCAGAAGAUGUCAGCCAUCUUGAAAAAAUUAUUGAUGCAAUUUAUGAAGGAUCAUGUACAGUAACUCACAGUACCACUCCAGGAAUCUUCCAUUUGGCUUCAUUCUUCAUGUUUGAAGAUUUACAAGCCAGGCUAGUAGAUAAUCUCGUUGUCCGAACUUAUACAUCUCUGAGGACUAUUUUACAAGGUUACAUUUUGGCAGUCACAUAUGAAAUUGAGAAUUUAAAGAAAACGUGUCUUUGUGUCAUUGACUCACGUUUUCAUGACUAUUUUAUUUACCAAGAAGAAAUUUUGGCCUUAACAGAUGAUCAAAUGAAAUAUUUGUUUAGCAGAAAAGUGCACAGAUACUGUUCACCAUUGAAAAUUAUUUGCUUUUUAUUGCGAUGGAUUAAACAUAAUUCAGAUGAUAAAAGGGUUCAGUAUAUUGAAGACAGUCUUGAAAUUUUAAAACCAAUUUUAGAGCCAUUGAAACAUGAAAAAUUGUUGAAGACCAAGUUAUUUUUAGAGAAAUAUAAGAUUGAUAACAUAUCUGAUGAAUAUUUAAGUGUGGUAAAGGAUCUCAUUAUUGACAUAGUUUCAAACCUUUCUUCCGAAUCAAACACUGUAUCUAAAACCAUUCAACCAUGUGAUAAAACCAGGUGCCUAAUAAUUGUUGUACCGGAUAAAAACCUCAUUCAAGAUGUAUAUAAGAAGGAAUUUGAGUAUACACUCAGUAAAAUAGAUGGGAAACGUGUUUGUUUGAAUCCUCCUAGACACAAUCGUCAACAGGUCAUGAAGGUAGCCAUUUAUGACAUGGAUCUAGAAAAUUGGUUUGAAGUAGGAGACUUUAUACCUUUAGCAAAAUUUGACAAUCGUAAUAAUUGGAAAGCAGCAUCUUUAAAUGACAAAAUAUAUUUUGUGAGUCUCCAUUUGAGAAUUUGUUACUCGCUCUCUUUAAAGACAUUAAUGUGUCAAGAAAUUUCAAUCAAGGAUAUUUUGGAUCAAUUUGAAGGUGAAAUUAAAAGCAUCAUGCCCUUAGCUGUGAAUAAUCAACUUUAUGCAUUGGCAUCAAAUUGUAGGCAAAUUGUUGCUGAACUUAAAACAGAGCAGAAAUAUUUCAAACUGGAAGAGGAUUUGACUUGGACAUUUGUAGCAGGUAUUGAACAUGAACAUAGUAACACCCCAGCAUCUCUUAUUAAUGCAUUUAACAAGAAGGUUAUUGCAGUUAAAGCCAGCAUUGUGGUCAGUUUGGGCAAAAAUCUCCUUGAAAUCAAAGAUGGACAUGUUUUUGACACAGUGUCUUCAACAAUUAAGAAAUUCUCUGGACCAUGUUAUUUGUCUUCUCCUGUCCGUCUGCUAGUAAAGGGAGAUAAUUUGUUUAUCAUUGAUGCAGAGGGAUGGAUGAGACAAUAUGAUUGGGAUAUAGAAGAGUGGAUGUUUCCAGAGAAAAUUGACCUGUCUUGUGUUCGAUAUUGUAGAUCUGUAGCCAGUGAAUCGGAAUAUCCCUGUUUAUCACAUGUUUCCACUAAUUCCGGUGACAGUAUUUGGGAAAUUGUGAACCAUGGUGCUUUCAAUAGUUAUUUGCUCAAAAUAGACAUUGACAAUGAUGGAGAGUUGCACACAACUAAAUGCUCUCCACCGCCUUUUAAAUAUUUUACUUUGUGCACAGCAGGAACUUGUAGUACAGAAUUACUACAGUCUUUGAAUGAUUCUCAGUAUUUAGAUCCUGAUAUUUGA